AAUCAGUUGUUUCGAUUCUAUCGUAUAGAUAUUAUCCUCGAUAAGAGUCGUAUCGAAUGUGGAGGUCGAAUGUUCCUUAGCGAGAUAGCGACUGUAGUUCAACGGUUUGUUUGUGUAGUGGUGGUUAGUGUUACAAAAUCCGUGUGUUUAGGCGUGUUGGUGUUGUGGAUGUUACUGUGUUUUAUCUGUUUGUGGACCUUUUUUAUGUUUCCAUCAGAUAUAAAGAGGAUUACGGUAUUCCACGAAGCUAGGCAUGAAGAAAUCUCAUAAGGAAUCGGUGACACCUAAAACACCGCCGCGGAAAACCUUAAGGCCUCGCAGAGUUAGAUUUGACCUGCCUGUGAAGGAGAAAGAGGUUUCACCAUCUCAGGAUACAUUGAAGGAGUCUAGCUCUCGUCAGAAGAAAGUGAAAUCCUCCCCAUCUUCUCCAACAGUUAAAGGGUCAUCUGUGGCAAACAGGACAAGAAAAAGAAAGCGGUCUGUGGCACCUUCCUCCCGUCUGCAGAAAGAACCAGAAUGCAACCUUGUUAAGGGUGAUUUGCCAGCUGGACAGACAGAAACUGCCUGUUCAACACCUGCACCAGUGCUUUCGGACACAAUAGAGGAGCCCGAAGAGUGUCCUCCGAAGAGACGAACACUACAUUCUCUCUUAAGUGUGGAACAAGAGAUAGUUCAAAUAUUGGCAGAAAUGCAAAUGAAGAGAUCUGGUUGUACUUUUGGUACUAAUGAUGAAGAAACCAAAAGAAACGAUACAAACGACACACAAACAGAAGAUAAUAGAUCUGGUGUCAAUGAUGAAGUUAUGGGGGAAAAUGCUAUAAACCAUGAACAAACUGAACAUAAUGGCACUGUUCCAGUCAUUAAUGCUAUUACUGAAAUUAACCAGGAUAAAACUCUUACCCCAAAUCACCCUGAAGAUGAUGCCACUGUUCCAGUAGCACUUGAUGCUGCUAGUGCUAUUAUUAAAAACAACCUGGAGGAAACUCUCAUCCCAAAUCACCUUGAAGAUGAUGGCAAUGGUCCAGUAAUCACUGAUGUCACUAGUGGUAAUAUCGAAGACAACCUAGAAGAAGCUAUAACAUCAGAUGACGUCAGAGAUGAUGAUGCUGGUUGCCCAGAAAACACUGAUCCUGCUGCUGACAUUGAUAUAAAAGAAUAUAUUGAUGCAGUUGUGGCCACUGAUGAAGUUAAUGAUGAGGACUCUGAUUGCCCAGUAAACAUUGAUGCUGCUGCUGACAUUGAUACAAAAGAAAAUAUUAAAGCAGUUAUGGCCACUGAUAAAGUUAAUGUUGAGGUCUCUGUCAGCAUUUCCGUUGGACAUGAAAAGUGUACUAUGAAGCAAGAGAAAAAAGAUGGUUUUAAUAGGGACGUAGAGGAAAGGCACCCCAGUAACCCAACACCUGAUGAUAUCCGCAAUGGUAGCACUGAAGAAGAUUCAGAUGAGCUUGAAGUUAUAUAUGAAAGAAAAAAGCAUAUGUCCACAUCACCUGUUGUAAAAUAUCAAAAAAGUGCAGUUCAGCCAGAGGAGGCAAGUCAUUUUAGUGUGGACAUAAAAGUUGCGCACCCCCGUAACCCAACACCUGAUGAUAUCCGCAAUAGUGCUACUGAAGGAGAUUCAGACGAGGUGCAAGUUAUAUACGAAAGGAAAAAACAUGUGUCCACCUCUCCUGUUAUAAAAUAUCAAAAAAGUGCAGUUCUGCAAGAGGAGGCAGGUCAUUUUAGUGUGGGCGUAAAAGUUGCGGAAUCGGUGAAUGCAUUACAGUGUGGGGAACCUGGUCAACAAGAGGAAGAAAGGAGCUUUAAUGUGGAUACAGGUGUCUCGGUCUCCAAUAUUCCACCUGGCGCGAAUGCUGCUAAACACAACAAUAUUGUAGACACUGAAAAAUCUGAUGGAGCAAACAUUGAAUAUGUUUGUCCUAUGUGUGUCUUGGCUGCAUCCCACACCACUGAUGAUAAGCAAAAGAAUGCAAGCUAUUUGAAAGCAAUUACAGACAAUUCGAAAUCUGGUUGUCCAGCUGUAGUUAGUGCUUCAAGCAGUGUUACGGAAGGAGAUCAGUGGGUAACUGCUGCUCUCGACAAUGUGCAGGGGCAGAGCUCUGGUUGUCCAACUGCUGUUAUUGUUUCAAACAAUGAUACUGAAGGAAACCAGUGGCUGAAUGCUGCUAACGACAAUGUGCAAGAGCAAAUAUCUGGUUGUCCAACCACAGUUACAAAUAAUGUUACUGAAGGAAACCAAGAGAUAUCUGAUGAUGUAGACAUUGUGAAGGAUGAAAACUCUGAUUGUCCAGCUGUAGUUAGUGCUUCAGAUACUGAUACUGAAGGAAACCAAGGGAUAACUGCUGCUCUAGACAGUGUGAAGGACGAUGAAUCUGAGACUUCCUUUGUGAAAGAAGAAACAAUAGUAGACUACACAGUAGAUCCAGAUGACUCGGGGCAUGCAUCUCCUGUACAGCAUUGUGAAAUAUCUGCAGUCGAAGAGAAGGAAGAAGAUAGUAUUGAUACUGAGGAACAUGACUUGACUUCUGAUUACACAACUGAAAUUUCCAGUUUCAAAAGAGAUAUUAACAUAAGCCCUGAAGAAGCUUCCUUGUCUCACUUGUCUCAUGAAGCUGAAGACAACCUUGGACUUUCAUAUUCUUGGUUUGGAUGGGAAGAACAACAGGCUGAAGAAGAUAUUAAUGAGGUCACUGAUGACUGGGAAACUGAUUGUCCACCAGAAAUACGGAACCCAGAUGCUAACAUUGAGAGAGAUCUCCAAGAAACUGUAAUUUCAGAUGAAUACGUUGAGCCAGUUCUUGAGACAAGAUUACCGGAUAGCCCUCAACUUUCAAAGGAAGACAGUAGUGCUGAGCCAGUUCUUGAGACAAGAUUACCGGAUAGCCCUCAACCUUCAAAGGAAGACAGUAGUGCUGAGUCAAUUCUUGUGACAAGACUACGGGAUAGCCCUCAACCUUCAAAUGAAGACAGUAGUGCUGAGCCAGUUCUUGAGACAAGAUUACCGGAUAGCCCUCAACCUUCAAAGGAAGACAGUAGUGCUGAGUCAGUUCUUGAGACAAGAGUACCGGAUAGCUCUCAACCUUCAAAGGAAGACAGUAGUGCUGAGUCAGUUCUUGUGACAAGAUUACCGGAUAGCCCUCAACCUUUAAAUGAAGACAGUAGUGCUGUGUCAGUUCCUCAGACAAGAGUAUUGGGCAGCCCUUUACCUCCAGACAGAGCUAAUAAUGAUUCAGAUCUCUGCGUAGGAAAUCAGAUAAGUUCUCCAGUUUCAGCUGAAGAUAACUAUGUUGUAAGUACAGUCAAUAUUGAUUUAGUAGAUAUACAGGAAUGUGGUCUUCAGUCAAGAAUAGAUGACAGCCCUCCAGCUGCAAAGGAAGAUUACACAGUUGUUGUCGAAUCGAGUCUUCAAACAGGAAAACUGAGAAGCUCUAUAGUUACAAAAGACGAUAACAAUGUUGAAUCUGGACUUUCUAUGCAAAAACUGAAAAGACCUGUAGUUUCAAGACAAGGUAGUGUUCUCUCUUGCUGUGUUCCUGAAAGCUGGAACCCAAAUAGAAUCCUUGUAGUAAAGCUGAGAAAAGCUGAAGUGACUGAUUACUAUAAAGGAAUUGAAUCUCACGUGAGGGACAGAAAGUCAAGUAACAUAAGGAAUAUGGCAAAAAAAGAUCAACUGCAGGUUGACAGCUGUAUUGUGACACUGUCAGAAGACUACAGAAAUCAUAUUGCAGGAAAUGCAAAUCAAGGUCACCGUAACACGUCAGGGAGCCUUGAAAAUAUCACAGAAGAUUCCAACCAAGAGGAUAACAUUUCCUCAAAGAACUGUGAGAAAGUAGGAGGAGAUCCUGCUUGUAAUUAUAAUUGCAAUUCCUGCUCAGAUGUUUUCUCAUCAAAAUACAGUCUUAUCAAACAUGUAUUUACCCAUACUGGUUUGGAUGCUCCUGUACACAUUUGUAAAUUUUGUGGGAUAGUUUUUAAUUCAGAUGUUGAAUUGCAGAGACACAAUGAAAAGAGUUGUUGUAGAAUAUUGCACAAAGAACCCUGUCAUUUUAGUCAUAAGGCUCAAGAAGGGAACUGUAAAACUGAUAUUAAUAGUUUCUUGGCAAAAAAUGAAAGUGCAGAUGGUGAAUUUACUUGCAGUUCUUGUGAAAAAGUUUUUCCAUCGAAAUAUUGUCUCAUAAGACAUGUAUUUACUCAUAUGGAUGGUGUACAGGCACCUUCACAUAUUUGUAAAUUGUGUGGCAAGAUUUUAAGUGCAGCUUUUAGCUUGAGAAGACACUAUAAGUAUGGUUGUAAGAAGUCAUAUCGUGAAGAAUCAUGGAAUAGUGAUAAUCAGUUGCAAGAAGAUACACAUCAUGAUCACAGGAACGUGCAGGAGAAUGAAGUGGUCAAGGAAGAAGUUAAACAUGCUCCCAACACCAACAAUAAAGAGUUAUCAUCAAAAGAUGUCUAUGAUCAUGUUGAUGGCGAAGAAACAUACUCAUACAACUGCAGUGUGUGUGGUGGAACGUUUAGUACGGCAUCAAGACUGAAAAAACAUUUUUUGAAACUUUGUAGCAGAAUAGAUGAUUCCAUACAGUACCUUAAUGGAAUACAAAGGAGGACACAAGAAAAGAAAAUGAGUGAUUGCUCAGAUAAGUCUGACAGAGCUACAGGAGAAACUACCCAUUCUGAAUUCAAGUGUAGUUCAUGUCCAAAUGUCUUGUUAUCGAAAGAUAGUCUUACGAAACAUGAAUUUACUCAUAUAGAUACUACAUAUGCCCCUUCAUACAACUGUAAACAGUGUGGCAAGGUUUUCAAUACAGAAUUUCACUUGGAAAUGCACAUGAGCAGAAAGGAACAGUGCACAGCUGUAGAACAGAGAGACGGUGUUGUUGACCUUGACAUUUCUGACAAGAAAAGGUUUUUGCCUCAGAUUCAUAAUGUGUCACAACAGGAGUUGGCCGUAUCUAUUAGUGCUGCACAGUCAUCAAAUUCAAAACUUAAGAAUAUACGUGUCACAUACAAAUGGUCAGUUAGGAGUGGACGGAAGGUGAAAAUGUAUCUUUGUGAUUUAUGUGAUAAGCCCUUUAGAAAGUCAAGUAACCUUUUAACACACCGACGUAUGCAUACUGGAGAAAAAAACUGCAUCUGCAAUAUAUGUGGUAAAUCAUUUGGUGUGAUGGGCAAUUUGAAGAGACAUUUGAUGUCACAUUCAGGAGAAUAUCCAUAUACGUGUAAUGUUUGCAAUAGACAGUUUAAGCAGAAAGAACAUUUGAAGAGGCAUGGGCGUAUCCAUACAGGGGAGAGACCUCAUAAGUGCCGCAUUUGUGGAAAGUGUUUCAAGCAAUCUGGCUCAUUGCAAAAACAUAAAGUUGUACAUACAGGAGAAAAGCCGCACAAGUGUGAAAUUUGUGGUAAAACUUUUGGUCUCCUUGGCAAUUUGAAGCAGCAUACAUAUACACAUGCAAAGGAAAGAUGCUAUAGGUGUGACAUUUGUUUUAAAUCUUUUAGCAAGUCCACUACGCUGAAAAAGCAUUCAUGCAUUGCCCCAAGUGAAGGCAGGCGAUAUAAAUGUACCUUUUGUUCUAAAUACUUCUAUCGAUAUUGUCUUCUGAAACAACACCUUGCUAUCCAUACAGGAGUACGACGUUACAAGUGUAAUGUUUGUGGUAAAUCUUUUAUCGGAUCAGGUAAUUUGAAGAUACAUCAGUAUGUACAUACUGGAGAAAAACCAUACAAAUGUGAAGUAUGUGGAAAAACUUUUAACCAGUCCAGCAGUAUGAGGCGACAUUUAAGAGUACAUAAUACAAUGUAAUGUGUGCACAUAGUACUGUCUUCUGUAUGUUUAGCAUAAGAUGCAUUUAGAUACAAUGAUGCAAAUUUUGUGUCAUAAUUUAGGGUUGUAGAGAGAUAAUAAAAAUAUUGUAUAAGUGUACAUACUGGGGAGAACUUCACUGUGUAAAAGUGUAUGAUGUAUGUUUAAAGUUAGUAUCAUGAGAUGGCAUAAAAUAACCUGUGCUGCAGGUUCGGACUCAUUGGCUUUCAGUACAAGAUGCAUCCAUCAUUCCUCAGAAAUGCAAAUUUUGUAUAAGGCUGUUGAAAGUUAUUCUUGAAUGUGUAUAACCUAGUAUGUACGAUAGUAUUACAGUAUCUGAAAGAUAUUGGCUGGAUAUUGCUACAAUAUUUUAAAGAUAUUGGCAUUAUUCUGGUGAUACAUAAAUUUGGAUUAAUGUUGUGAGAUGUAUUUCUGUUGUGCAAAUAUAUUAUCUAUUUAUCACAGGUACCACGUGGUGAUAUUUUUCAGCAUGUUAAAAAGAUAAUACAUAUUUGUAAAGAUAAUGUAUUGUCUCAAACUAUUU
This is a messenger RNA of Schistocerca cancellata (South American locust), 6335 nucleotides long. RefSeq lists its product as uncharacterized. Gene Ontology annotation, biological process: regulation of transcription by RNA polymerase II. Gene Ontology annotation, molecular function: DNA-binding transcription factor activity, RNA polymerase II-specific; RNA polymerase II transcription regulatory region sequence-specific DNA binding. The coding region runs from base 254 to 5791 and encodes 1845 amino acids. Gene Ontology annotation, cellular component: nucleus. The transcript has 41 exons. The record is from RefSeq and is a predicted model, not a curated record. Lineage: Eukaryota; Metazoa; Arthropoda; Insecta; Orthoptera; Acrididae.